AUACAUCAGUUCUCAUCAUUUAACUUUUGUUUAAAAAUCAUCUCAAAUCAUUUUUAACUGGACCACGUAGUCCUGUUCUCCUUUCAGAUGUUAAUUCUCACCCAUUUAAAAGAAGUUAGACAGUGUCAGUCUGAGCUGACGUAGAAAUGAAGGACCACCCCACCUCUUUAAGUUACGUACGCUCUUAACUGGAGCACAGUUCAGUUACAAUCAUUGUAGUGGUGGAGUCUGACUGUUCGCACAAUGGUGAACUUUACCUUGAUACCAGUGUUACUCUGCACCUUCAGUUGGAUUUCUGUCUCAGUCUCUGAGUUUUACACAGUGGAGGUUCAGCCUGGUGAAGAAGUCACACUGCUGUGCUCCAACUUCAGCAGUAUACCCAUAAAUAUAAUCUGGUUCAAACUGGUCAAUAGCACCAAUAACAGCUGCAUCUCAUAUAUGACGAGCUCUGAUAAAAAUGCUUCGCUCUGUGACGGAUUUGGCACUGGCAAAUUUAAUAUGACAUCCAACACAACUACUCUCUUUCUGAACAUCAAACCUGUGGAUUUAUUUGACUCUGGACUGUACUUCUGUGGAUUUUACCAGCAACAACACUCAGUAAUUGUCAGUGCAACAUAUUUAAAGGUUCAAGAAGUGCUAAAGGAUGGUUUUGAAAAUGUGACGACUGUGAUCCUGGCCGGUUUAACGUUUUUCCUUCUUAUGAUCAUCAUAUGUCUGGUUGUCAAAAUCCGGACACUUCAUACAGCUCAACAUGAGGAAGUGAAUCCACAACAGACUGAGAACGUGGGCUCUGAUUCUCUCAACUACGCACCUGUGAGUUUCCGUCCCAAAGCAAAGAGCAGCAGAAGGCCUGCAGCAGAGAGAGAACUGGAACCACAUGUAGUGUACGCUACCACAAGAUAGACUCAAAAUAACUCAUCUCAUCUCAUGCUUUAUCACAGUGAGCUGCUUGUGGGUCGUUUGUGUGGCUGGUGGACGAGAGACUACUGUGAUGCCAUUAAAAAAAAAUGUAAUUUUGUAAUAAAGAUUUUAUGUUCAUGCAA
Messenger RNA from Mugil cephalus (flathead mullet), 1043 nucleotides. RefSeq lists its product as uncharacterized. Gene Ontology annotation, biological process: response to bacterium. The record is from RefSeq and is a predicted model, not a curated record. NCBI's taxonomy places the organism in Eukaryota, Metazoa, Chordata, Actinopteri, Mugiliformes, Mugilidae. Bases 244 to 903 code for a protein of 219 amino acids. The transcript is spliced from 5 exons.